This is a messenger RNA of Glarea lozoyensis ATCC 20868, 960 nucleotides long. RefSeq lists its product as uncharacterized. The coding region runs from base 1 to 960 and encodes 319 amino acids. Lineage: Eukaryota; Fungi; Ascomycota; Leotiomycetes; Helotiales; Helotiaceae. The transcript is spliced from 4 exons. The record is from RefSeq and is a predicted model, not a curated record.
AUGGCACCCCUUAACACUUCGAUGAAAUUGCCUAUGGGACUUCUUGUUGUAAACUCAGUCUUUAUCAUGCUAGCCUUCAUAGCUGUUGUUCUGAGAUUAUGGGCUCGAUCCCUAAGGCGUAUGAAAUGGCGGUUCGACGAUUAUGCUAUCAUAAUGAGCUGGUUUAUGGCGCUCGGUUUGAUCUUGAAUUUAAAUUACGGUAUGUUGUAUUCUCUUGUUUUAACACUAUCAAGCGCGUGCCAAUUUUCACAAGCCAUCACGAAAGGUGGCAUAGGUCAACAUCAAGAGACAGUAUCUUAUGACGAGGGGGUAUUUCUCUUCAAGAUGUUUGUAGUCUCUUCAGCGCUUUGGACCGUCUCCACCGCGGCAGUGAAGAUUUCCACUUUGCACUUUUACACCACCAUUUUCGCCAACCAAAAGUUCAUCCGGUUUGCGUACACGAUAAUCGGCUUUUGUGUAGCGUAUGCUAUCACCUACGUAGUAGCGACAUUUCUCAUGUGUCGCCCGUUCGCAUUCAACUGGGAUAAACCCAUUGAAGGAGGCACAUGCAUCGACCACAUAUCUUUCUUUCUUUCAGCAAGCUUGAUAGGCUUGUUCUUGGAUGUUAUUAUUAUGGUAAUGCCAAUGCCCAUGUUAUGGGGUCUGAAUUUACCAUUGCAUAAGAGGUUAGCGUUAACGCUCAUGUUUGGAAUGGGAGCUUUCAUUUGUAUUAUCACCAUUCUUCGUGCCGCCUCGAAUCAGCAGUUCGAUUACAACGAUAUACCUUACUCGGCGGCAAUGGACGCGCUGUGGACCGGUCUUGAACCAACACUUAGUAUCAUCAACGCUUGUCUGACUAUUCUUCAACCACUCUUUACGACCUUUUCCACAAGCAUCAAGUCCUCCUUUAGUUCACGAGUUACAUCCACAAAAGAGGAGAGCGCAUUGACUGGGGCCCUAGUGAUUCAAAUCGUCAAUUAG